GUGGAACCUUGUAAGCAGUAUUUGUUAAGAAUUAGGAACACCAAAGUCACCAACCGUGAUCUCAAAGGGCACACUUCUACUCCUACUAAUACUUCGAGUUUCCGAAUCGAAUCUUUUUUCCCGUCUUUCCUUUCGUUUAUACGCACCCUUCGUCUCUCCCCUGUCCUCCCUGCUCUCUUAUACGCCUACAGAUCUCUCUCUCUUUCUCUCUCUCAGCUCAAAUCGUCCACAGCAAGAUGGCAAUGCAGGAAGCAAGUCCUGCCCCUGCUCCCACUGCCCAAGUUGUUGGGAAUGCCUUUGUGGAGCAAUACUACCAUAUUCUUCACCAAUCCCCUGAAUUGGUGCAUAGAUUUUAUCAGGAUUCAAGUUUGCUAAGCCGGCCAGAUGCCAAUGGUAAUAUGGCAACAGUGACAACCAUGGAAGCAAUUAAUGAGAAGAUAUUGGAUUUCAACUAUGAGGACUAUGCUGCGGAGAUAAAAACUGCAGAUGCUCAGGAGUCUUAUGAGAAAGGGGUGAUUGUUUUAGUGACUGGAUGUUUAACUGGAAAGGACAAUCUGAGGAGGAAAUUCACGCAAACAUUUUUUCUUGCUCCCCAAGACAAAGGCUACUUUGUCUUAAAUGAUGUCUUUAGGUACAUUGAGGAAAAUGAACAGUUGCAAACCAACCCUGUCUCAGUCAACGGCAUUAAUGAAACCGUUUCUGCAGCUGCCGUGACACCAGAACCAGAGCCUGCUCAUGCUCCCGAACAUCCUGCUGUGGACCCUGCUACUUCCUUUGAGGGGGAGGAUCUUAAUGAUGUUGCUGAAGUUUGUGAUCCUUCAGAUAAUGAGGAAGGCUCAGUUGUUGAAGAUGAGGUUAUUGAACCCUCAACUGAUGCCGGUCAGAAUGAAGUUCUUACAGAGGUUGAUUCUACAGGUGUUGCUUCAGCUCCUGCAGCUGAGGAUGAUGCUCCAAAAAAGUCCUAUGCAUCCAUUGUGAAGGUAAUGAAGGGUACAACAUCUAAUUCAGUCCAUGUUCCUACCAGAAAUUUUAGGGUGGCACCCACAAACCCCGAACAGUGGUCACAGGUUUCUGCAAAACCUGCUCCUGCACCUGAGGCAUCUGCUCCUACUAGUGACAUUGCGCCCGAAAGCAGCAAUGUUCCUGAGGAAGCUGAAGGUUACUCCAUAUAUGUACGGAAUUUACCUUACAAUGCAGCAGUUGCACAACUUGAGGAGGAAUUUAAAAAAUUUGGGCCUAUUAAGCUUGGUGGCAUCCAAGUUAGAAGUAAUAAGGCGGGAUUCACUUUUGGCUUUGUUGAAUUUGAAGCAAUCACUUCAAUGCAACUUGCACUUGAGGCUUCGCCAAUCACAAUUGGGGAUCGUCAGGCUGUUGUCGAGGAAAAGAGAACUACUACCCGAGUUAGCAGCAGUGGGAGAGGGAGGUAUUCUUCGGGAAGAGGUGGGUUCCGGAGUGACAGUUUCAAGGGCCGUGGGAACUUUGGUGGCAGCCGGGGUUAUGGCAGGAGUGAAUUCAGAAACCAGGGUGAGUUUUCAGGGCGACCCAGGGGUUCAAGUGGACGCAAUGGAGAGGGUCAUCAGCGGGUUAACCAGAAUGGCAGUGGGAGGGGUGGGCGUCAAGGUGGAGUGAACCGUAGCCCCACUGCUGCUUGAACAUUGAAGAAAAUGGCUUACAGUUGAUUUUUUGACAGUUAAAUGAGGGGUUUUAAGGCUCUAGAUACGCAGGUUUUGGAUUUAUUAUCUCAAAUGUUAAUGAGAAGAUUAUUGUGAUUUUUAUUUCUUGCGGUAUUCCAUAAAGCUUAGAUGACAAGAAAGAUAUUGGUUCAGUGUUGCUAUGUACUUCGUCAUAAAGGCAUGUGGUUUUGUAACAUUAAAAAUCUCUGUAUUUGACCCAUUUACGUGGAGAACUUUACAUCAGUAGCUUAUUUCAAGCUGCAUAAGUUGAUGUAAAAUUUUGGGUACAAUAAAAAUGAGUAUUGUUUAA
Molecule: messenger RNA, 1983 nt
Organism: Alnus glutinosa
Lineage: Eukaryota; Viridiplantae; Streptophyta; Magnoliopsida; Fagales; Betulaceae
Product: nuclear transport factor 2
Exons: 9
Coding region: 237-1652 (471 amino acids)
Cellular component (GO): ribonucleoprotein complex; cytosol
Molecular function (GO): mRNA binding
Source: RefSeq, a predicted model, not a curated record